Molecule: messenger RNA, 1307 nt
Organism: Hippopotamus amphibius kiboko
Lineage: Eukaryota; Metazoa; Chordata; Mammalia; Artiodactyla; Hippopotamidae
Product: WD repeat-containing protein 27-like
Exons: 15
Molecular function (GO): protein binding
Source: RefSeq, a predicted model, not a curated record
GGGACCAUUGUUUGGGAUCAUUAAUGUACAACUCGUCAGUGUUAACAGCCUCCCCGCUCCUGAGCCUCCUCCUGGACCAGCGGAGUCAGCAGCUGGUCACUGGCUGUGCGGAUGGCCAGGUUUGGAUCUUCAGUUUGGCUGAAGGACACCAUUAUCGCUGUGUGACGCAUGUUGACCUGAGGAAAGAGAGAGAGAGUUUCUCCAGCAGGAGGGUCAAGUCCAAGCUAUGAUGCCAGCCGGAAGACAGUCAGCCAUCCUCCAUGAAGGCACCAGACACAGGAGAAGAGGUUGAGGUGACACUUCCUGUCCUGAACCUGGUGCCCUGUGACUGUGGACUGAGGGAUGUGCACGUGCGGGUGUACCACCGGGAGGAUUUAGAUUCUUGUUACCGCAAGAACUCCUGUGUCUUAUUGACUUCUCCACUGUCUCUUGGACUUGUUAAGGAAGAAAGUACUAAGCUGGCUACUCAGAAACACUCUGCUGCUCGGAGUGCUGUAAAGGACCACCUGCUGGUUUUCCACAGUAAAGUCCAGUCGUCGGGCUACACGGCUGCCGCGAGUGUAGCUGUGUUUUCACCAAAGACUAGUUUCAAGAAUGAUGGUAAAAGAUCUUCAGAAUGCAAGAACAAUUACAGAUGUAAAGAGUACCCUUUGGAGAGUCCUCUGCCAAGCAAGCUCAGCGAGCAGCUUGCCAUGGCCCAUGACCAAACUGUGUUGUGCUCUGUGUUCAGUAUUCAGUGGAUUCCUAAAGGAGAUGGACAGCGGCUGGCCUGUGGCUUAGUCAGCCACUUGUCCCUGGUCUUCAAUGAUGAUCUUGCUGGGACACCUGCUGUUUUUUCAGGUCAGGAUGGCGCAGUGAGCGCUGUGUGCUGGAGCCUGGAUGGCAGGUGGCCACUGUCUGCUUCCCGGGAUGGGAUGCUGCAGGUGUGGUUGGCCCGCAGCACGGAGCUGGCGCUGCGUCUGGGCAAAGACACAUUUCCUAAGCCUGUAGAGUCUGUGCAGUUUUAUUACAUAGACGUGUUUAUUUUGUUGUCCUCAGGCCCUGAGUUUCAGCUGCUCAAGUAUCGCAUCAAUACCAGCAAGGACGAAAAAAAAAAAUACCAGCAAGGACGACGUGCGAAGGAGAGAACAGAGCAGCUCCAGGAGACCAUCCUCCAGAUUCCACACACUCUGCCCCAGUGUCUGCCGUGGCUCCUGUCCUCCCAGGUCCUGGCUCUUCGGCGGAGUCUGGACCAGAGACUCAAUGGGGGCGAUGUGGGGAGGUCGUGGGGGCUGCUGCAGGCCAGACAGGUGGUGGCCUGUGACUGA